GAGGAAUUGGUCUGUACCUGCUGCUUUCUCCCUACUUGAAGUCAAAGAAAAUUGAUUGUGGAGUCACAGUUGCUCCUGUAAUAAGAUUGUGAUGUCACAACAGAGGAGUAUGGCAUGCAGUAUGAGAGACUCUACUGGAGUGAACAGCUUACUGAUCUACAAAAGAUCUCCUUCUGGAAACCAAAAUCUCCCAAUAUCAUUGUCCAGAUUGUCUUUGCAGAAUGGACAGAGAACAAGAAAGAUAGCAUGCAAAUUUGAAGAGGGUCAGGAUGUCCUAACCAGGUGGUCAGAUGGCCUGUUUUAUCUUGGGACAAUUAGAAAGAUAAACAAAUUGAAGCAGAAGUGCUUUGUAAGUUUUGAAGACGGUUCCAAGUCCUGGGUUCUCUGGAAAGACAUUCAGACUGGGCUAUCAUCAGAUGUGCCACACACCAACAAUUGAAUCCACUGUAAUAAAUUCAGAUGAAAAGUGGCUCUGCCGGCAAUGUGUUUUUGCAACAACCACAAAGCGAGGUGGAGCUCUUAAGAAAGGACCGAAUGCCAAAGCACUUCAAGUCAUGAAGCAGACAUUGCCUUAUAAUUUAGAAGAGCUUGAGUGGGAUAUAGGCCAUAAAACCAAUGCUCAGCAGUGUUACUGUUACUGUGGAGGUCCUGGCGACUGGUAUCUGAAGAUGCUUCAGUGCUGUAACUGUAAACAAUGGUUUCAUGAGGCUUGCAUACAAUGCUUACAGAAGCCUAUGCUUUAUGGAGACAGGUUCUACACAUUUAUUUGUUCAGUUUGUAAUUCUGGACCAGAAUACCUCAAACGUCUUCCUUUAAAAUGGGUAGAUAUUGCACACUUAAGCCUUUAUAACUUGAGCGUUAUUCACAAAAAGAAAUAUUUUGAUUCUGAACUUGAAUUAAUGGCGUUCGUUAAUGAAAACUGGGACAGACUGCAAGCUGGAGAGCUUUCUGAUACUCCAAAAUCUGAACGAUAUCAGCAUGUUCUGCAGGCUCUUACAGAAAACAAGACUAUGUUUAUGUCAGGCAAAGAAAUCAAGAAAAAGAAGCAUUUGUUUGGUUUGAGAAUUCGUGUUCCUUCUGUACCUCCAAAUGCUGCUUUUAAAGCAGAGAAAGAAGCUGAGGCGGCAGCUCAUGAGUUCAAAAUAAAAGGGAGGAAAUCCUCAAAACCAAUACCAGUGGCAAGUGAAAUUAACAACGGUGCAGUUAGAAUGGGGAAAAGAAAGUGUGGCCGCCCUCCUGGUUCAUGGACAAGAAAGAUCACAAAACUGCCACAUCUGCCAGUUACAGAUACAAAACCAUCUCUGGUGUUUGAAUCUGUCACUUUGGAAUUACCAGAUGUUACGAGAACUGCCCAGUCAUCUAAUACCUCUGAUGUGGAAUCCAGUGGUGCUACCAGUACAGCGGAAACUACCUCAACUAGCAUAUCUAGACAUUCUAGCUUUUCAGGUCCUGGAAGAAGAACUCGCACAGGGAGAAGCUGGCCAAUUUCAGUGCCUCAUUUGAGGAGGAGGAGAAGUCGCCUUCCUCGAAGAGUUCUACAGACUCAGAACAUAGAAAACAUAAAAGAUAAUGAAGAUAAAGAAGAUUAUCAGUUUGAAGGACUUAAUGCUGAAAUUCUUAACAACAUAGCAGAUCAAGAAAUGCAGCUAAACCACCUCAAAAAUUCCAUUACUAAUUAUUUUGGUGCUGCAGGUAGAAUAGCCUGCGGUGAAAAGUAUCGCAUUUUGGCUCGCCGAGUGACACUUGAUGGAAAGGUGCAGUAUCUUAUUGAAUGGGAAGGAGCAACUGCAUCCUGAUUGUGGAGAUGCAUUUUGUUCACUGCACUUUAUUAAUCUGCAGAAGCCUUUAAAAAGCAGGUAUUUGGUUCAUUAUGUACUUCCAAAAACUGUAUUGUAGGCUGCUGUGUUGUACAAAGGACUUUUUGUAAAUCUUUCAAGGGGUUUAUAAAGUAUUUUGAUACUACUUGCUUUGAUACUUGAUUCCUCUAAAUUUUUCUUCCUUUUAAUAGAAGCAUGCUGUCACUCAUUACAGCGACAUUUCCUAAUGACUUUCUGCUCUAAAUACUUUGGCCAGCUUGCCCAUAUCUCUGCGCGCACUUUUGCUAUGAUUUCUUUUCAGAAGCAUUAAUCUGUUUAUCUCAGUCAGUGAACUCCCAUAACACAUUUCCAGCCUAAAGAAGCUUUGCUUCUACCUGGUGUUGCAGCAUGUUGAAAUAAAGCACAACUAUUUAUACCUCA
Messenger RNA from Protopterus annectens (West African lungfish), 2237 nucleotides. It is a transcript of the gene MTF2, whose product is annotated as metal response element binding transcription factor 2. Gene Ontology annotation, cellular component: nucleus. Gene Ontology annotation, biological process: chromatin organization; regulation of DNA-templated transcription. Gene Ontology annotation, molecular function: chromatin binding; DNA binding. The record is from RefSeq and is a predicted model, not a curated record. NCBI's taxonomy places the organism in Eukaryota, Metazoa, Chordata, Ceratodontiformes, Protopteridae.